AUGGCGGUCCAGUCCUCCUUGCAAGCUGUGCCUGGCGCUGAAAAGCCAGUCCUGGGCGUCGGUGACCAGCGUCUCGAUUUUUUCGAUGGCGCCGGCGUUGGCGUCGAGGUAUAUCUGCGUAGCGAGCUCGUAGGGGUGUGCGUCGUCGGUGACGAUGAGCUCAACGUAGCCCUUGCAGGCCUCGACGUCGUGCUGGGCGCGGGCGUGGUCGAUGCGUAG
Messenger RNA from Pyricularia grisea, 219 nucleotides. RefSeq lists its product as uncharacterized. The record is from RefSeq and is a predicted model, not a curated record. The transcript is spliced from 2 exons. Lineage: Eukaryota; Fungi; Ascomycota; Sordariomycetes; Magnaporthales; Pyriculariaceae. Bases 1 to 219 code for a protein of 72 amino acids.